AUGGAGAGCGCAAGGCAGUCGCCGCGGAUCAUCCGCGGCGACUGCCCGCGGAUGUCGAAGCGGAUCCGGCGCGCGCAGCGACGCGACGGGGCAGACGAGGCCGUCGCCGCCGGCCUCGGCCGCCGCCAGCCGCCGUGGCAGCCGGACCCGGGCGCGUGGCCCAGUGCGCAGGGCGGCGCGCCCGCGGGCGACGCCGCGGCGGGCCCUCGGGAGGCGUCCAACUACUUCGUGGUCGCGCGCCUCGGCCGCGACGAGUUCUGGACUGAGGCGGGCUCGGGGGGGCCGGACCUGGGCCAGCUGGCGUGGACUGGCGGGAACAGGUGCGCCUUCGCCCGCGCCGGUGGCCGCCCUAGCCUCUCCUUGGAGCUCCGCGCCUCCUGCGGCCCGCGCGGCGAGCGCUCCCUGGGCGAGGCCGAGGCGCGCCGCCUGGCCGCCGCCUGCCUGCGCGCGCUCGCGGCGAGGCUGCUGUGCGCGCUCGCGGCGAGGUGCGUCUCGGAUGUCUCAGUCACGGCCAUGCUGGAGCACAAGAGGUGUGCUGGAGCACAGGGGCAGCGGGACCGGGUGGACAUCGCAGCAGCCGUGGGCAGCGGGAAUAAUUACGGGCGGCCACCAGAGCACUGGAACGACCAGGGGCAGCGGGACCGGGGAGCGCUUGUGCAGCGGGCUGCGCGAGCCAACGCUGGCCUCCUGCCCUCGGGCUCGGCCCCAACGCCUCGCCGGCCGCAGCGGACCGCGGGCCCGCCCCCAGCGCCCGCGGCGCGCCGCGAGCCGGCGGCGUCGGCGCCCGCGGGCGGCCCCCGCCGCGCGGCGCCCCGCGGCGACGGGGCGGCGCGGGGGCCGCAGGGCGACGGGCUCUGCGCCGCGGGGGUCGGCGCCCAGCAGCUGCGCUGGUGCGCCCGGCGUGGCGGUGCGGCCAGUGGCCUGCGGUACCCACGGUACCCCAGCGUGGCGCGAAGGCGGGGGGCCCGCGUGUGGUCGGCGGGCGAGCCCUCCCUUCACAAUGGCACCGACGAGAGCCCGCCGCUCCUGCUGUCCAUGGUGGGCGAGGUCUUCGACGGCGGCGCCUACCGCGACUUCAGCGGCAGAGACAGUUCGCGGGCGAUGGCCACGGGGGAGUUCAAAGAGGCCAGCCUGCUUCAGAAGUUGCGCGAGACGGAGGCCGCCCAGCAGCGGAAUGACCAGCUGGUGAGCCAGCUGAAGAGGCGCUUCCGGGGCUGCAACCGGCGCACCAAGGGGAAUAACGGGACCGAGAGCUGGCGCGAUGACACGUACCACGGUCUUUGCAGUUGGCCCAGCUGCCUGUUCUUCUCGCUUCCUGGCAGGCGCAAGGAGGAGGCCUACUGCGCGUGCGCCGCGCAGCCGGCGCGGGAGGAGGUGGAGACCGAGCAGGCGGAGCUGAGGGCGAGGCCGCAGGCGGGGAGUGCCCGCGCGGGGCUCAGAGAUGAGGGGGAGAAGGAGGCCCAGAAGCUGGCAGCAGUGCGUCAACACCGGCGCCGCAACAACGGACGUUCCAAGCACGGGCAUGGCCACUCCGCCAUCGUCCGGUGCUGCAACUGCGGCCGGUGCGUACCCAAGGACAAGGCCAUCAAGCGCUUCCAGGUCCGGAACAUGGUCGACGCGUCUUCUCAGCGCGACAUCCGAGAUGCCAGCGUGUACCAGACUUUCAUGCUCCCUAAGCUCUACAUGAAGAUGCUCUACUGCGUCUCCUGUGCGAUCCACGGCCGCGUGGUCAGGGUCCGCAACAAGGUGCUCCGCGCCAGCCCGGAGGGCCGUAUCUACGUGCGCCCGACCUUCGGCAAGGGAGGCGGCAAGGGCAACUAG
Molecule: messenger RNA, 1821 nt
Organism: Prorocentrum cordatum
Lineage: Eukaryota; Dinophyceae; Prorocentrales; Prorocentraceae
Source: the annotation of a GenBank genome assembly